UGAGAUUUCUAUCAAUUUUGUUAAAAAUGACUUUAUGUCUAAAUAUAAAAAAAUACAUGUGCUUGUAUUACUAUAUUUGACGGUACAGAUUGCAAAAGCGUAUGAACUAAAAGAAGCGAAUAUUAAAGUGUAUUGCAGUGAAUAUGUGCCCUACGGAAAGCGUACUAAUAUAGUCAUAGCCAUGGAGAGUCUUCCUGUUAAGUAUAAAGUAACCAUAUGGCUCAGUACUCCCAGCUACCUAUUGGCACUCUUUGAGUUGGGAGGUGUAGCUAAAGAAAUGGGUCCCAGCUUCCGAAGCACCUCAUCAAUCAGCGAAGAGCUUUCAUACUAUGGAAUCAAGUCGAAAAUUGAACCCGAUUAUGAACAGGGAUUCUUUGCCAAUUUAAGCGCAACUUUUUGGUCGGUCAGCGAUACGGUUCUAACGCUUCUUGGUCGAAUAAAAUUAAAGCAAAUAUCUGAGAUCAAAAUAUCCAUUCCCGUUGAAGUAAGUCUUCCCCCGCGUUGUUCUCCGCAAUUGACAGUGCCUAAGUGCUCAGAUCCCCAAUCACCACGAAGAGUUCUGAUCACUCGUGGCAUUUUAAUCAAUGCCAUAUUUCUGGAAUCCUGUAACCUACCAAUAAAGGCUAUAUAUCACUGGAGUCUAAGAGAUUUUGUUGGGUUAAUUUGCCUCAUAUACCACAGAUGGUCCUUUCAUUAAUAUUCCGGCAUUUACUAUGCGGUUUCCCACUUCCUAUGAACCCUGGCGAAAUUUGUAUCUUUUACAAGUCGAAGGAAAGGUGAAUGGCUUGCAUUUCGCGGCGCGAUGUUACCUAAAAUCGAUUAUGGGUAAUGUCGAAGCCGUAAUUCUUGGGGGUCAAAAUAGACUGGCCCGACAGAGUGAAACGAUUUGGAUGAACGGCUCCCUGAGCUGCGAUUUCUCUAAGAGGAGAGGAGACAUCCAGUUCUCUAGUUACAAUUGGAACUGUUUUUCUGUUGAUGACAUUCGUAAUCCAUUUUGCCAGCGGAACAUAUCGUCGGUUGCGGUGUUUUCUAUUCCAGCCAACUCUUUUAAAAGUGGCUGCAAAUAUAUCUUCCGUUUGCAAGUCUCUAGAGAUGGCAAUCCCAAUGUUUCGUCACGAAAAGUUCAAGGUAUUACCGUCAUAGAUCAUAAAAUACUACAAGUAACGAUAGAAUGUGUAAGGAAUUGCAGAAACGAUUUCUUUACUCCCAGCGCAAAGAUUCACCUAACAUCAAGGUGCUCCAAUUGCGGGGGUGAACUUGUCAGAUACAAAUGGUAUAUUGAUGGUCAGCUGUUGGUCACUAGUCGAGAUCUAAGAAUGUACAUACGCUCUGCAUCAAAAGGAAUCCGCAUUAAGCUCAUUGUUUUUUCAAAGUAUGGGAUCUAUGGCCGGAAGGUAAAAAACCUGGUUAGAAAUACGGGUCCCAGAGGCGGGUUGUGUUCGGUUUAUCCAAGGCAAGGUUACGAGGCAAUCACUCCAUUUUAUCCGUGCUGCCAAAACUUUGUGUCCCUGAAUGGUCCCAAAGAGUAUUGGUAUUUUGCUGGGUCAGUUCUGCUGGGAAGUUGUGUGGACUGCAACUGCGAGGUAUACUUACCUGUUACCAGCUCCAUAAAGGUGCUCGUUUGUGAUGUAGCUUGGGCAUGUCGCACCACUUGGAUUAAGGUUAAGAUCAAUCCCCUGAGAAGUAUUCCCAACAAUAUCCAUGGUCUGCUGGAUAAUGGACUAAUUGAUCGGUAUUUGCAAACCAUUCAAUCUUCAGCAUCGCACAUAACUAAAGCGGAAUCUGGAAUAAUUCUUACCAGGAAUCUAACAAAUAUUCCUUUCCAGUCGCGGAGUUCACUCGCAAGGUUGGCUAACCUCACCUUAACUUUGUCACAUCGGUUAUAUUUUGUCGGUCAGCAAAAGGAAUCUCUACUUACGAUGUUGGUCAAGAUAAUUAAUGACAACUUUGAGCAAAUAAACAAGAACGAAGAAGAAACCUUUAUUAUGCAAAAGCCAUUUGAUAACUUAAGACAAGCUUGCAGAGAGGUCUAUGAAAUAAUAGAGAGGUUGUGCAAAAUGUCUCCUCGUCCCCCAUGGUCAGUUUACAGUCACUACUAUCGGGCAUUUUCAACUGGAAAAUUGGAUCAGUCCCUUGUUGAAAAAUUGGUGGAUGAGACCAAAAAACUUGGAAACGAUGAAACAAAUAUUCCGUGGAUUAUUUGGCUGAACUCCACUUGGGAAAUGGAGCGCCUAUAUCGUCAUUUAAACUAUCAUCGCGGUAUUCUAUCCGAUAUGGGUGGCCAGAGGAAGGCAUUGCCCAGCGAAGUUGCAAUGGAUGUUCAAUGUUUCAAUACUUUUCCCAAGAAAAUCGUUCGAGUACUUACAAGUGAUAAGAUUCAUAUGGUAUUUUUUGGGCAAGCAGUUUUGAAGGAAGUUCUGGGAACGGAUGAGGGCAGAGUAUGCCUCAAGCUGGUUUCUAUCAAACUGAAACUGAACUGGUGGUACCCAAUUUACAAGAAGCCCAGUACACUUGUACUUUCAGUUCGAAUUUUUCAAAGAGAAGAUAAUUUCACGGUGCAUAUACCACUGAAUCGGAGUCAAAUUCACACGAAGACUUUUAUAACCUAUGACCCCGAAUUGGCAACCGAGAACAGGAAUAGUUCUCGAUCAAUCAGCAGCAGGGUCUCCCCAAGAUCGAUCCUCCUUUCCACGGCCGAGAUAAAAAACUGCCUUAGAGAAGGCACUCUUCAAACUCAUCAGGAUAUCCGUAUGUACCGCUUGGUCCUAAUGGAGCAUACAUUGCUGGCUGUUCAUUUCACCACAUCCACUCACAAACUUCAGGUGGUCCUUAGAACAAAGAAAAAGCCCUCCUUCCGCGAAAUCUCCGACUCCAAGUGCACAAUCCCUGCAUUAUCGACGAAUACAACCCUUCUUCUGCGAAAUAACUGCCGCAAAGCUGAUCGAGCAUAUAUUGCACUGAGAGUUUAUGCUAAUUCCUCCAUAAGCCAGACCGACAAUACACCCAUAGAGAACGGACCGGCAAGAUAUGCUUUUGUUUUUCAGAUUCGUAGCUGUGACACAUGGUGGUAUUCCUCCUCUGGUUUGGAUAAUCAGAAGUGGUCUCAUUAUGGGUGCUACCCCACGAUGGAUCUCAGCGUGGAGAAGGGUAUUCGUUGCACCUGUACUAUCCUGGGAACUUAUACUAAUUACUUGCACUAUCUUCCUGGUGUGGAGCUUCCCGUUGGAGUUUUCAAUGUAGCAAAGCUAAAUGUUAUAGUUAUACUUUUCUAUGUCACCAUCUUUUCAUUUAUACUGCUAUGGAUUCUAUGGUUAUAUGUAUACCGAAAUAGACUUCCAAGUAAGACUAUUCUAUUUCCUAAGUUCGAACUGGACGACGAAUCAACGGGAGAGUUGCAUAAUGUUCUAAUCUCCUUAAGGACCGGAGGUCGUAUAAAUGCUGGAACCACAGCUUCUGUGCACUUGUCUUUCCAUGGCCAAUCACAACCCGUCCGGCAUAUAACAAUCAUGCAGGAUCCCGAACAUAUAAUUCUGAAGUCUAAUAGCACACUGUAUAUUUGGGUACGAACUCGAGAUAUCCGCAUCCCAACUACGAUUAUGGUUUCCCACAACAACGCCGGACGAUUUCCAAAAUGGUUCCUUCGCCGCAUCGAGUUGACCGACAUCCAGACAGGUAAAACGCAGGUGUUUUUAGCCCGACAAUGGGUGGAGAAAAGAACGCUACUGUUGUCUUCAUCGCUGAUCUAUAGCCAAGGAGAUGUACGAAUGUUUGACCGUUGGAAGAAUCGAUUUAUAAUGAGCUUCGAGAUGUUAUGGAUCAAUUGGUCCUUGUGGCAACCUGUGACUGGCAGUUGGAGGGAGUCCGUCAAGUAUCCACGUAUGUCUCGAGCCAAAAGAAUUUGCGAGUUCAUCAGUAAACUGCUUAUCAAUUUCACCAUAUGCGUCGUUUUCUUUGGCGUUACAACAUCCGAAAACUUGAAUUUAAAUCGAUCUACGUUUUUGCAGUACAAGGAUAUUAUAAUACUUACCAUGCUGUGCUCUUUUGUAAAUCUUAUGUUGCAAAUUAUGUUUGACUUGGUUAACUAUAGAUUCGGUUAAGAUGGCUUUGUUAAUAAAAUCAAUAAUGUAUUUUAG
Drosophila erecta is the source of this 4133-nucleotide messenger RNA. RefSeq lists its product as uncharacterized. Lineage: Eukaryota; Metazoa; Arthropoda; Insecta; Diptera; Drosophilidae. Bases 714 to 4097 code for a protein of 1127 amino acids. The transcript has 3 exons. The record is from RefSeq and is a predicted model, not a curated record. Gene Ontology annotation, molecular function: protein binding.